Molecule: messenger RNA, 1745 nt
Organism: Atta colombica
Lineage: Eukaryota; Metazoa; Arthropoda; Insecta; Hymenoptera; Formicidae
Gene: Pp4-19C
Product: serine/threonine-protein phosphatase 4 catalytic subunit
Exons: 6
Coding region: 435-1358 (307 amino acids)
Biological process (GO): peptidyl-serine dephosphorylation; double-strand break repair via homologous recombination
Cellular component (GO): cytoplasm; nucleus
Molecular function (GO): protein serine/threonine phosphatase activity
Source: RefSeq, a predicted model, not a curated record
ACUUUUGGAAACUUAAGUAAAAUGACAUGUUUGAUAAAAGCAAGCAUAUUUGACAAAAGCAAGAAAUCAAGUUCUAAGUGCAGUCUAAUGCAGGAAUAAAAAACAGUCUUUUGGUAACCUUUGGUGUUUCGGACCAGUAAGAGUAACUACGAGCGAUUCGUUGCUUGAUUUGCAACAUUAACCCGUUUGAGAUCUUUCUUCUGUAACUUGAUUAAGAGAAAUUCAGCGGUGGUUCGCUCGCUCAAUGCAUCGAUCACGGCAGUGAAAUCUCAAGUGCCGACGACGACGACAACAACCCCUAUUUCAUGAUUUAUGUCACUUUUAUGAGUCUUAAAGCACUAACCGAGAUUGCAAAGACUCUUACAGGUAGGAACAAUUAGCAAUAGCUGCAUUUUCAGUAAACAAUUUCAAUUAAUUUAACUCCACAUUAUACAAUGGCCGAGUCCAGUGACUUGGAUCGGCAAAUCGAGCAGCUUAAGAAAUGUGAAAUUAUCAAGGAGGCUGAAGUCAAAGCUCUGUGCGCAAAGGCGCGAGAAAUUCUGAUUGAGGAGAGCAAUGUACAACGUGUUGAUUCACCUGUGACAGUUUGUGGAGAUAUCCAUGGACAGUUUUAUGAUUUGAAGGAACUAUUUAAAGUAGGUGGCGAUGUGCCAGAAACAAAUUACCUUUUUAUGGGAGAUUUUGUAGACCGAGGUUUUUAUAGUGUUGAAACAUUUCUUCUUUUACUUGCAUUAAAGGUCCGUUAUCCUGACAGAAUUACUUUAAUAAGAGGAAAUCAUGAAUCACGGCAAAUAACACAAGUUUAUGGGUUUUAUGACGAGUGCUUACGCAAAUACGGCAGUAUAACAGUAUGGCGAUAUUGCACAGAGAUAUUCGAUUAUUUAUCAUUAUCUGCUAUUAUCGAUGGCAAGAUCUUUUGUGUUCAUGGUGGAUUAUCGCCUAGUAUUCAAACAUUAGAUCAAAUUCGAACUAUCGACAGAAAGCAAGAAGUUCCUCACGAUGGACCAAUGUGUGAUUUACUAUGGUCAGAUCCUGAGGAUACCCAAGGCUGGGGCGUGUCGCCGCGCGGCGCCGGUUAUCUCUUUGGUAGCGACGUGGUAGCUCAGUUCAAUUCUGCCAAUGAUAUCGAUAUGAUAUGUCGAGCUCAUCAACUAGUAAUGGAAGGCUACAAGUGGCACUUUAACGAGACUGUAUUGACUGUCUGGUCUGCACCAAAUUAUUGUUACAGAUGCGGCAAUGUAGCUGCAAUACUGGAACUAAACGAGCAUCUACAGAGAGACUUUACGAUAUUUGAAGCGGCACCACAGGAAAGCCGCGGAAUACCCAGCAAGAAGCCACAAGCAGAUUAUUUUUUAUAAACGCUAUUGUAGAGUAUAAAAGGAACUAUCAAAAUCAAGUCAAAAUUGAUUUGAAGAAUUUGCUUUUUCUUCUCUCUCACACACACACACACACACACACACACACACACACACACACGCGCGCGCGCGCAGAGAGAGAGAAAGAGGGAGAGAUCAGUUUACAUUGAUUGUGAAGAGCAACUAAAAAUAAGUGAAUUAAAGAAAAUUUUCUAUUAUUUUUGAUGAUAUUCCUAUGAUUACGUUGGACCAUUUACAAUUGGAUGGAACUGUGACAGUAUGUGUGACUGUAAAAUAAAAUAAUGCCUCAGAUUUAAGUCGACAUCAUUAUCUUUCACAACUUAAGUUUCCGAAAAUAUUCAAUAUUGUGUAAAGAUAAAUAAAUAAAAA